This is a messenger RNA of Spea bombifrons (plains spadefoot toad), 2704 nucleotides long. It is a transcript of the gene SLC48A1, whose product is annotated as solute carrier family 48 member 1. The transcript has 3 exons. The record is from RefSeq and is a predicted model, not a curated record. Gene Ontology annotation, biological process: heme transport. Gene Ontology annotation, molecular function: heme binding; heme transmembrane transporter activity. Lineage: Eukaryota; Metazoa; Chordata; Amphibia; Anura; Pelobatidae. Gene Ontology annotation, cellular component: lysosomal membrane; plasma membrane. The coding region runs from base 88 to 525 and encodes 145 amino acids.
CAUAGCUGGCGGACUUGUAAACCGACUUCGUGACUGGCUGGGCGGGUGUAUGUUUUUCACAGUCCUCCGGUUUGGUUGGGUUUAACCAUGGCGGUCACUACAAGGCUCUGGAUUCGCGUCGCCUAUGCAGCCAUGGGGACCAUUUUCGGCUUGUCUGCCUUCCUGGUGUGGAAUAUCGCUUUCGUGCAGCCAUGGACUGCGGCUAUGGGGGGUUUAUCAGGUGUUUUGGCACUAUGGGCACUCAUCACACACAUCAUGUACAUUCAAGACUUCUGGAGGACAUGGCUGAAGGGGCUACGAUUCUUCCUGUUUAUCGGGGCAUUUUUCUUUAUCCUGGCAUUGAUAGCAUUUAUUGUGUUUCUCGCUGUAGCCAUAUCUCAGAAACAGCAUAUAGCUGAUCCGAAGAGCUUAUACUUGUCCAGUGUGUGGAGCUUUAUGUCCAUGAAAUGGGCUUUCCUGUUGAGUCUCUACUCUCACCGCUACAGAAAGGAGUUUGCUGACAUCAGCAUCCUCAGUGACUUCUGACCCACAGACUUGGUCUGAAUAAGGACAAUGAGAAGGAUUUUUUUUAAGUGUAUGUGUGUGUGUGUGUGCGUAUACAUAUACCUAACUUUCAUGCUCGGCUAUGCCAGUGAAGUUAAUGAAACCAGACCUAAGGAAAGUUGGAAGACUGAACAUUGCUUUAACAUUUCUCAUAAUUACUCCAACAACGCAAUUUCUUGUAUUUAUAUAUUUGUUUUUAAUUUUGCUUUUAAUUUUAGAUUUGGGGCAAUUGCAAUGCUUUUUUUCGACAGCAGUAAUUAAGCACUGUAUGUUUACGCAAAAUUACUGAGCACUGUCACUUUAUCAUUGUCUAGACAGUCUCUUUUACUAAAAAGGACAUCCUCCGUGAGUAAAUGCCAUUUGAGUCACGUGUCAAAUAAAAUGUAUGCUCGAAUUACACAUUUUGAAACUGUAUGUGUGCAAAACUACACUACGCAUGUAGUAAUGAUUUAGGUGCUAGGUCUGAAAAGUGUUUCACUAUUGCAGUCAAAAGAAUGAUCAGAUUGUCUUUUUCUUUUCAUAUUCUGUAAUUUUUACAUGUUAACAUCAGAAAUGUAUGCUGUCUUUGUCACCUGAGAUCUGCAAAGUUCCGUUCAAUACGUUCCUUUCACAUAUAGGAGCUAGGACCAAAAUCUUUGCACUGUCAUUAGGGCUGCUGACUCUAAUUUCUGCCCACAGUCACAACAAUCUCUCAACUUCCAGUAGCAUUUUUUAAAGUCACUGUUCAGCUUGCAUUUGGUUCCAUUGUAAUCAAAACCUAUUGCAGCAUUUGGGCUUUUAAUCCAUAUAUGUUUAGCUGUUGAAUAAUUAUUUUAGAAUGCCAAAUCCAGUUGUAAACAUUUUAUUCGACAAAUGAAAAAUAAAAAGUUAAUAGGAAUUGUCCAUUGGUUCCCACAGUGUUAAUACCGUGUAUCAAAGUUUGCACCAGAAUUGUAUUCAUAAAUAAUCCGUAUUUUUAUUGUCUCUUGAGUUUAACCUUUCUUGUGUCAGGGACUAAUACAGUGAUAUUUUUGAUGGUGGAACAUGAUUAAAAAUCAUGUUCAUUGUGGUAUUUUGCUGACAUUUAGAUUAGGUUUCAUGCAUUGGGAGAUUAACAACAAUCAAGAGAAGUGGAAACAUAAGUAUGAGAUGCAUUAUCUACAUUUUGAAGAUGGUUUCUUAAUUCAAAUAGUUACUCAUGAGUUAAGAAGCUAUGGGUUCUCCGAGGUUGGUGUUUCAGUUUAUUUCUUUCUGCUUGUGCUUGCAUGGAGGUGCUUUCUGAGCAUGUUUGGCCUAAUUUACAUUUACUUUUUAUGAUCAUAAGCUUCAUUACACGACCCUGUCUUAUUUUUGUUAUAUAAGACAGUCAUAAGAACACAUUUUCAUUGCGUUUCAGUACAAAAAAAAUAAGGGCCCGAUUGUCAUUGUCAUCAGAUCUUUUCCCGUUGAACAUGUGCCAGUACUCAACUGACGAUUUUGGAGAGAGAUGUGUCAAACAUAGAGAAAUGUCCUCUUAAUUGUUCCAUCAAAAGACUAAGAUACCAAUAUCUUCAAUCCCUCUUAUUGGCUUCAGAUUCCUGUUUAUCUUACUUUUCAUUUUUAAGAGAGCAUUGUAGCAUAUAACUUAUCCACAUAAUCAUAUUUGUUUAAUUAGUGUUCACAUAUUACUUUGUCCUCGGCUGUCAAAAUUCAGUUACAGUCCUGUAUCCUUAACCUGUGUCCAGGAGGUUUUAUUCCAGCAACAACAACAAAAGGGUUUUGGCCUAUUAUCCUGACAGAAACUAAAGCCUUUAUGUGUGCAUUAGAUCCUGUUCUAUAUCGUAGUCUGCUUAUCCCACUCUGUGCUGUUGGCUCCUCUUGGAGAGAAAAGGAUUAUAAAUUGGAUACCUAUGCGAAAAAUUUGAUAUUGGACUUUUCCCCCUUUCUUUAUAGAACACCAUCUUUAAACUGUUAAAUUUUUUCUGGGCAUUGGCUAAAUAAUGUAUGAGGAAGUAAAAUGGUUAGUUACCUGCUGUCUCCUGCUUUAAAUGUAAACCUCUGGGACCCUCUACAGGCAAAUUCAAGAAUCACAUAAAACCAUAUAUUGUAAAAAUGUAAAUUUGAAUUCUAUAUUUAUCAUUUCUGUUUCCAUGGUUUAAGUUGUUUUUGUUUUUCUUGUAAUAAACAUGGCACAUUUUACAUA